CUCACGCUGCGAUCUCGCUGAAGUGUGCGAAUCAGUAGAUUCCCAUUGAUCGUCCAGAAUAGUUUGUGUGUAAAAAAAAAGUUUGUUUCUCCUUUGAAGAUGAUCAGAUUCAGAAUUCACCUUCUGAUUCUUCUACUCAUAAUCUGCUGUUCUCUGGCAUCAUGUGGACCCAUUCCGGGAGAGACACCGUCAGCAGUUCACCGCGUCAGACGCCAGUUUUCGAUGAACUUCGGAGCUACGCACCAGCAGGACGAGGGUACGGACGUCACGGCCGAAGCGAUCGCCCGUUUGUGGCGCAGUAAGAGCGGAAACACCGAAGUGCAGGGAUCGGCCAGCUACAAUCAGCAUUUCGGUGGAUUUCAAGGCGACGGUAAAGCUAAAUUCGGUGGGAUGCUGACGCUUACGCAUAAUUACUAAGUUAGAGUUACAGAGAUUGAAAUGAUGGUGAA
Messenger RNA from Aedes albopictus (Asian tiger mosquito), 449 nucleotides. RefSeq lists its product as uncharacterized. Gene Ontology annotation, cellular component: extracellular region. The record is from RefSeq and is a predicted model, not a curated record. Gene Ontology annotation, biological process: defense response to bacterium. Bases 100 to 417 code for a protein of 105 amino acids. Lineage: Eukaryota; Metazoa; Arthropoda; Insecta; Diptera; Culicidae. The transcript has 2 exons.